AGCACCCGAAUAAUAGGGCAAGUGUCCAAACAAAGGGCUUUCCUCUUGAGAGACGACUGCUUCCACUUUUCUACACUCACCAAGCCGGAGGCCGAGAGCGGAGAGCCCCCACUUGGCCGCUUGGAAAACGGCCCUUACACCCACUGAGCCACCUCCACAACCACCAUAUUACCACCAGAUCGUUAACCAUCACAGGGAACACUCUUCAACCUAUAAAACCAAACUCAGGAGCUAGCUACAGAGAUAGAAGGAACGGAAGCCGAGAUGUACAAGGACGUUUCCAGCUGCAGCACGUUCAACUAUGGCGAUGCUUUGUAUUGGGAUGCGCGCUAUGUGAAGGAGGCUGCUAGCUUCGAUUGGUACCAGCGUUAUUCUUCCCUUCGUCCCUUUGUUCGUCGCUAUGUUCCCACUUCCUCUCGCGUGCUUAUGAUUGGCUGUGGCAAUGCUCUCAUGUCAGAGGACAUGGUAAAGGAUGGAUAUGAAGAUAUAAUGAACAUUGACAUUUCAUCGGUGGCUAUUGCAAUGAUGAAAAAGAAAUAUGAAUAUAUCCCUCAGCUCAAAUACAUGCAAAUGGACGUUAGAGACAUGAGCUUCUUCCCAGAGGAGUCUUUUGAUAGCAUCAUCGACAAGGGAACUCUUGAUUCCUUGAUGUGCGGGAAUGAUGCUCAAAUUAGUGCUGCACAAAUGUUGAGGGAAGUGAGCAGGCUUCUGAAACCUGGAGGAACUUAUAUGUUGAUAACCUAUGGUGAUCCUACAGCAAGGAUGGUUCAUUUAAGCCAGCCUGUGUACAAUUGGAAAAUUGUAUUGUAUGUAAUACCCAGACCAGGAUUUGAAAGGCGUGCAGGUAGUUCAUCGGCACACUCAUUCUUGGAACCUGUUCCUGUCACGGAGAAGGGCUUGCUUCCGGCAGAUUUUGUAUUAGAAGAUCCAGAUUGUCACUUUAUAUAUGUGUGCACAAAGAUGGUGAAACCACAAGGCUCCAUACCAUACCAACCUACCAAUUGAAGGCUGAUGUUUUAUAGGAUUAAGUUGACAAUAAGGCACUGAGGUAGUAUUUACCUUGCACAAGCUCUGUAAACUGUUUGUAUGAUGUUUUGCUGUUUGUACCUUUAGGACUAGUCAUUGAUGAGAUUUUGGUAUUUGUUACAAAAGAGGGAUUCUUUUAUUUUUAUUUAUGUGACAUAUCAGAUUGGAAUUUGGACAUGGAGAGGGAAAUGAAUAAGAAGAAUGAACCGUAUAAGAGUUGAGUUGCUUAAA
Manihot esculenta (cassava) is the source of this 1257-nucleotide messenger RNA. RefSeq names its product EEF1A lysine methyltransferase 4. Gene Ontology annotation, molecular function: S-adenosylmethionine-dependent methyltransferase activity. The transcript has 8 exons. NCBI's taxonomy places the organism in Eukaryota, Viridiplantae, Streptophyta, Magnoliopsida, Malpighiales, Euphorbiaceae. The record is from RefSeq and is a predicted model, not a curated record. Bases 265 to 1005 code for a protein of 246 amino acids.